Molecule: messenger RNA, 561 nt
Organism: Procambarus clarkii (red swamp crayfish)
Lineage: Eukaryota; Metazoa; Arthropoda; Malacostraca; Decapoda; Cambaridae
Source: RefSeq, a predicted model, not a curated record
AUGGGACGUGACCUGAAGUCACACAAGACAAUGGGACGCGAUCUGAAGCCAUACAAGACAAUGGGACGUGAUCUGAAGCCAUACAAGAAAAUGGGACGUGACCUGAAGUCACACAAGACAAUGGGACGUGAUAUGAAGCCAUACAAGACAAUGGGACGUGACCUGAAGUCACACAAGACAAUGGGACGUGAUCUGAAGCUAUACAAGACAAUGGGACGCGAUCUGAAGCUAUACAAGACAAUGGGACGCGAUCUGAAGCCAUACAAGACAAUGGGACGUGAUCUGAAGCCAUACAAGACAAUGGGACGUGACCUGAAGCCAUACAAGACAAUGGGACGUGAUCUGAAGCCAUACAAGACAAUGGGACGUGAUCUGAAGCCAUACAAGACAAUGGGACGUGAUCUGAAGCCAUACAAGACAAUGGGACGUGAUUUAAAGCCAUAUAAGACAAUGAGACGUGAUUUAAAGCCAUAUAAGACAAUGGGACGUGAUUUAAAGCCAUACAAGACAAUGGGACGUGACCAGAAGCCGUACAAGACAAUGGGACGUGACGAGAGAUGA